Musa acuminata subsp. malaccensis (wild Malaysian banana) is the source of this 1155-nucleotide messenger RNA. Its product is annotated as auxin-induced protein 6B. The record is from RefSeq and is a predicted model, not a curated record. Gene Ontology annotation, biological process: response to auxin. NCBI's taxonomy places the organism in Eukaryota, Viridiplantae, Streptophyta, Magnoliopsida, Zingiberales, Musaceae.
UCUCUCUCUCUCUCUCGUUUUUAAUGGAGAGACUGCACUAGGUUGUAGCCUCGAGGCUCCUCUUUUCCUAUAAAGUACAGCCAACCUCCCAUCUCAUCCUUUACCGUGUUCUCUUCCUUUGUCCUCCUCUUCUCCUUUAGCUUAUUGUAUUUUUCUUCCUUUCUCCUUCCUCUCCUCCUCCUGUAUCUUUUCCUGUGCUUUCUUGGUUUCUCUUCUGUCUCCUUUGGUUUCCCUGUGGUCUCUCCGUUCAUGUACUAUUGAGUGAGUGCAGCAUAUUUUGGGAGAGAGAGAAUGAGGACAGCCAUGAAGAAAGUGGAGAAGAUCCGGCAGAUCGUGCAGCUGAAGCAGGUGAUGCGGCGGUGGAGGGCACUGAGUCUUCGGCGCCACGGCGGGGAGGCUAACAAGGCGGAGGGCGAGGCAGGGUCGGGGAGGCCCGUCCGGUCUGGGUUCCUGGCGGUGUACGUGGGGCCGGAGCGUCGGCGGUUCGUGAUCCCGACCCGGUUCCUCAACCUGCCGGUGUUCGCCGCCCUGCUGCAGCGGGCGGAGGAGGAGUACGGGUUCCCCCCCGCCGGCGGUCUGGCCCUCCCCUGCGACCCGGCCUUCUUCAGGUGGGUGCUCGACGCGCUCGAGCGGGACGAGCCCCGGCUCGGCUCCCUCAGCCUCAAGGACUUCUACACCCUCUUCGCUGACCUCGGCGCCGCCACCGCUUCCCCAUGCCGCGAGCCGGUCGCUUACAACGGCUUCUCCCCUCUCCUCCCCAAGACCAAGGCUCGAUAACACGCACGCUUUUCUCUCGAUCUUCUUCCUUCCCCUUGAAGUUUUUGUACAGGUGAAGUGGCAGUAGAUGAGAAGUAAGUGGCGUUCGCUAAGAUUUCAUCCAUGGAUCCUAAAAAUGUGGGACUCAUACGCGAUGUGAGUCUUCCCUCUCUCUAUCUCUCUCUCUCAUAUAAAAGAGAACUGAAUCCAACUCCAGUCUUUUUAGCCUUGAUCAUGGAGUUGUAUGGGGUUUCUGGGGAAGGUCAUAACCUGGAAUCUAAAUCCACGAUGAUCCUGUUGCUGAUGUUGAGGCAUGACAUGAUCUGUACUGAGAAUUCAAUGCAAUUCGAAGCUGAAACUUCUGUUGUCUUUCAUGCAAUUCAGAUGCACAUUUCUUCC